CACUGCAUCACGUGGCUGUCCUAGAUCACGUGAGUUAGCAACGGCUGCAACAGCAGAGCCGCGCGCUUUUGCAAUUGCAGGAUGGAGCUCGGUGGUGUCAGCAGCGUGUGGAUGGAGUUAAAAACCCCCAGCAGCGCGGUACAAGUUUCACAUGGAGCAGAAAAAACUUCUAAAGUGAAGAAUGUCGAGAGACCCCAAAAUGAAGAACCAAGUACUUCUGUGCAGGUUUCAAAUGGAGCGGAAAAUACUUCUAAAGGGAAGAAUGUCGAGAGAUCCCAAAAUGAAGAAUCCAGUUCUGUGCAGGUGUUACACACAGAAGAAAGAAAUAUUUCAUGUGAUAAUUCCAAAAUUGGAGAAGAUAUUAUAUCUGUUUCAGAUCCUCCUGUCAAAUGUUUUGAUGCAAAAGUCUCAUUGGAGAAAGAUAUUUCUUCUUUUGAGGAAAGUACAAAAUCUAACUUUAUCAUUCUUCAAAAGUCAAAAAACUUUGGCAAUGAAGACUUCAAGGCUUCUGGCAAUGAAAGAAUCUUGUGGAAGAGUCCGAAUGUGAAGGGAAGCAUACUCAUUUCCUUUACCGGUGUUCCGUAUCUUAUUGUUGGCAGAAAAAGUCUUCAAUGUCAUUUAGGGAGAGAUUUAAAUAGGCAUAAGAGUAAGAAAAAUUCAGGAGAAAUAAAAAAUCAGACUGAAGAUCAUUGCUUUAGAAGAAAACGGAGAAUUAUUCAGAACACAAAGAAAAUGGGAUGCACAGCUGAAAUCCACAUUAUACAUAUUCUUAGAUUUCCAGACUUUAAGGUUAUUUAGUUAUUUUUUUUAGAUUACUAUUAUAGAUUAAAGAGAACCAAUUACCAGAAUAUGGCCAACAGAAACCGACGGCAUGUGAUUUCGCUGCUGGAGUUUGGGGCACAAAACAUGUCAAUUUUGGGUCCUCUUUGAAGAAGUUCAAUUCCAUCAAAGUUAUUGUACAUAAACCCAAAAUACCCUUUUGGCAGUGCAGGGCGUGCCCUGGAAGGCCAAAAUCAGUAACAGUUAUUUCUCUAGUGGCUUAAAGGGGUUGUCCUAAAAAAAAAUUUACUGUUUGCAAACCAGCACCUGGAUCUGAACACUUCUCGAAUUGCAUAUAAUAUUAAAUUUAGUAUCCACAAUGAGUUAUUCAAUUAAAUUUAUCUGUAUAGCACCACCUGCUAACUGAGAUGGUCGCACAUGCUCAGUUUCAUCUUUCAACCGCCUCCUGAGCUGUGAUAGGGAGAGCAUGGACACGCCUCCUGAGCUGUGAUAGGGAGAGCAUGGACACGCCCCUUGGACUGUAGCCUAAACAUGCCCUUAGAGCUGUCAGCCAGAUCUAAAUCUAGCAGAGCAUGAAAGAGGAGAUCUCUGGAUCCAUGUGAGAUACAGGGCUGGUUCUAUCUUUGUUAGAAAUACAUUAUCAUGUACUAUAUGAUGUAUUUAUUUUUUAUAAUUAUGUGAUAACCCCUUUAUGGACCUGAUUGGGCCAAAAAAUAUCCGAAUUAAGAUGUGACCAACAAGAGCAUGGAUUUUUGUCAUGUAUCCAAC
Messenger RNA from Bufo gargarizans (Asiatic toad), 1548 nucleotides. RefSeq lists its product as uncharacterized. The record is from RefSeq and is a predicted model, not a curated record. Bases 82 to 798 code for a protein of 238 amino acids. The transcript has 7 exons. Gene Ontology annotation, molecular function: DNA-binding transcription factor activity. Lineage: Eukaryota; Metazoa; Chordata; Amphibia; Anura; Bufonidae.